This is a messenger RNA of Morus notabilis, 1406 nucleotides long. RefSeq names its product histone-lysine N-methyltransferase ATXR4. Gene Ontology annotation, cellular component: nucleus. Lineage: Eukaryota; Viridiplantae; Streptophyta; Magnoliopsida; Rosales; Moraceae. The record is from RefSeq and is a predicted model, not a curated record. The transcript is spliced from 7 exons. The coding region runs from base 6 to 977 and encodes 323 amino acids. Gene Ontology annotation, molecular function: protein binding.
UCAAAAUGUCAAACUGGAACUUGGUCCGUUAUAGCCGUAGCUGCAUUUCGCGGUUCAAAAAUCCUCAUCAGAAGAACUUCUUCUCCUUCUGCACUUCCAUUAACGAAGAAGGUCGAACCGCUCCGGUCCGACCGGGGCCGCCUCCGGUCCGGGUGGCGCUGACCGAGUCGGCUGGGCGAGGCGUGUUCGCCACUCGGAGAAUCGGCGCCGGAGAGCUCUUACACACGGCCAAACCCCUCGUGUCUCACCCAGCUUCUCUCUCUACGCUCCAAAGGGUCUGUUGUUUUUGCCUCAGAAAGCUCGGAAACAGAAACGUUUCGUUUUGCAGUGAGGAAUGCGAAGAACGAGCUAAGGCUUUUUAUGGUGUGGAGACGAAAGCGGAUUGGUCGGCUUAUGAUGACUAUUGCCGGUCUAAUGGUCUGAAAUAUCCACUUCUGGUAAAGCGGUUUGCAUGUAUGGUCAUAUUAGGUUCUGUAUCCGCUGACCUUCUUGACAUACUUCAGCCUUCUAGCUUGUCUCCUCAGAUGAUUUCAGAGAUGGAGAAAGGUUUUAACUUGUUAAAGAGCGCCUUCAAAGAGGCAAAUGUUGCUGAUGAAAAGAUGGCGUUUCUAACCAAACAAUGGUACACUGGGGUUCUGGCACGGAUUCGAAUUAACGCAUUUCGUAUUGAGUUGGCGGGAGAACCGUAUGAAGAUCUUUUCUUAGCAGCUGCAGCCUCUGUGGAAGCUGAAGCUGCUGUUGGAAAUGCGGUUUACAUGCUUCCGUCCUUCUAUAAUCAUGAUUGUGAUCCAAAUGCCCAUAUCUUAUGGAUAGAGAAUGCAAAUGCGAAAUUGACAGCCCUUUGUGAUGUUGAGGCAGGUGAAGAGCUCCGGAUCUGCUACAUUGACGCGAGUAUGAACCAUGAUGCUCGGCAAGCUUUCCUGUCGCAAGGGUUCGGUUUUCAGUGCAAUUGUCUUAGGUGCUUGUCGGGUGACUAAAGAAGUAUUUCAAAGAUGGGGAGAGCUCAAUUCAUGCGUGGGGUAUGGCAUUUAUCACCAUUUUCUUCAAGACAUUAGAAGCUCUUUCCCUUGUGGCCAAAGAGAACCAUCAAGGGGUAUCUCUGUGCUAGUAAAUUUCCGAGUCCAUUGGCAUCUCGGUUUUUUGGUUAUUCAAAAUGAUCUGCCUUAGUUUCAGUGAAGGAGAGCAACUUGGCGAAAGUAGUUAUGAUUGCUAAAUUUACAUGUAUUUGAAUAAAGUCAUUUUUUUUCCCUGCUUAAAGUUUGAACUUAGUCCUUGGAAAAUAGUGAUUGUUAUCACCAGUCUCUGCACUUGGGAGUGUAAGUUAGCAGCACUUGUAAAGUCUAGUUAUUCAUCCCUUCCAUUUUUGUGUAUGAAUAGACUGAGUUUUUCAUAAAAAUGGUUUAUUU